Molecule: messenger RNA, 461 nt
Organism: Pocillopora damicornis (cauliflower coral)
Lineage: Eukaryota; Metazoa; Cnidaria; Anthozoa; Scleractinia; Pocilloporidae
Cellular component (GO): nucleus
Molecular function (GO): metal ion binding; NAD+ poly-ADP-ribosyltransferase activity
Source: RefSeq, a predicted model, not a curated record
AAGACUCUGCCACCAUGGGAAUGUGAAGUCUCAAUCGACGUUAACAGCAUGACCUUGUCAAUAAAACCAACGGCAGGAAUUUGCGCCGCAGGCUAUGGCUCUGGAAAAUUAAGGUGCUUUGCCACUCCACCUUGCUCCACAAACCCAAGUCACACUCUCUCCACCAACUGGAAAUGGUACUGGGAAGAUAAUGGCGGCGUUUGGUGUAUGUACGAGAAGGACCACUUGGGAAGAAAUCUACAAGAACUGAUAGAGCAAGCUUUCGUUAAAGGGCUGAAGCGAAAUGAGACAGACUAUACGUUCAAUUUCAAAGUCAAAGCUCAUGAGUACUACUUGGUCUUUCAUUCAGAGAAAGGCAUGCACCAAGUAAACAUGCAAUACGGUACCAAAAGAAAGGUGAAACGAAGACCAGAAAGACUUAUAUCACCUGAAGAAAUGACCGUCUUUAAAAGGUAAGAUGU